Molecule: messenger RNA, 3257 nt
Organism: Electrophorus electricus (electric eel)
Lineage: Eukaryota; Metazoa; Chordata; Actinopteri; Gymnotiformes; Gymnotidae
Gene: sh3gl3a
Product: SH3-domain GRB2-like 3a
Biological process (GO): endocytosis; synaptic vesicle uncoating
Cellular component (GO): cytoplasm; presynapse; glutamatergic synapse
Molecular function (GO): protein binding
Source: RefSeq, a predicted model, not a curated record
CACCUCUUCCCAGUGGAGGAAAAAGCCCACCGCGAAAUGCGUCUGUCAGCGGACGGUUACACACUAAUUCAAAUAGGAGAACGCCUAGUGUGAUCUUUCUGGGACCAGUAAAGGAUUGUUUUAUAUUUAUAGAGUGUUUUGAUUUUGUUUUCAUUGUUCAUCCCGCCCUUUUUUUUUUUUUUUUUUUUUUUUUUAGCUUUCUCCUUUUGUGUUUUCUUACCUUUUCUGAGGAUGUCGGUGGCGGGGUUGAAGAAGCAAUUUCAUAAAGCGAGUCAGUUAUUGAGUGAGAAAAUAAGUGGGGCUGAAGGAACGAAGCUGGAUGAGGACUUUAUGGAGAUGGAGAGGAAAAUAGAUGUCACCAACAAGUCUGUUUUUGAACUCAUAACCAAAACCACAGAAUACCUCCAACCAAACCCAGCUUCGCGAGCCAAACUGGGGAUGUUGAACACCAUGUCUAAAAUAAGAGGGCAGGUGAAGACGACGGGCUACCCCCAGACAGAGGGACUUCUGGGAGACUGCAUGCUACGAUACGGCCGUGAACUUGGAGACGACUCCACAUUUGGUUAUGCUCUGGUGGACGUGGGUGAAGCAAUGAAACAAAUGGCUGAUGUUAAAGACUCCCUUGAUAUCAAUGUGAAACAGAACUUCAUUGACCCCUUGCAGACCCUGCAGGACAAGGACCUGAAGGAAAUCGGGCACCACCUCAAGAAGCUAGAAGGACGGCGGUUAGAUUUCGACUACAAGAAGAAGCGUCAGGGCAAGAUUCCUGACGAAGAGAUCAAACAAGCCGUGGAGAAGUUCGAGGAGUCCAAAGAGCUCGCGGAGAGGAGCAUGUUUAACUUCUUAGAAAAUGAUGUGGAGCAAGUGAGCCAGUUGACAGCUCUGAUCGAGGCAGCAGUAGAGUAUCACCGUCAGUCCUCCGAGAUUUUAGAGGAACUUUCUGGAAAAUUACAGAGCAGGAUAGCCACGGCAAGCAGCCAACCCCGGAGAGAGUUCAAGCCAAAGUCCAUCAUGUCCAGCCUGGAGACCAUCAGCAGCACCCAGCACAACGGCUUCUCCUACAGCUCCUCCAUUAAGUCCUCAGAUAUACAAGUCAACGACAAUGGAAAUGGAAAAACUGACCACUUCACCCAUGUGCCUCCCAUGACUCUCACAUGGUCUGAAAGCAACAGUCAGACGGAGCCGCACAUGGAUCAACCCUGCUGCCGCUCCCUCUAUGACUUCGAGCCCGAGAACGAGGGUGAGCUUGGCUUCAAAGAGGGCGACAUCAUCAUCCUCACCAACCAGAUUGACGAGAACUGGUACGAGGGCAUGAUCAACGGCGAGUCAGGCUUCUUCCCUAUCAAUUACGUGGAGGUCCUAGUGCCCCUACCCCAGUGAAAGGAGGCAAGGCCCGGGGAUAUAUCCCAAGUCUACAUCCCAGCCACUCAGACUCUACCGAGAUGUCCUCGGGCACAUUCUCCAUGGGAGCACUGCGUGUUACAACAGACGUUGCAAAACAUUUUGUUUUUCAGUAUUUAUUUGCUUUUCCUUCAUUUAGUUUCCAUGGUUCUACUUUCCAUUGGUGGUAUGCGCUAUCCUGUGCUCCAAUUUAGGCAUUGGCUUUCGUUUAUUGGUUGUUUUGAAAAGCAUGUUGCAUCCAGUAGGGUAGCUGCAUUUGCUGGGUCUCUCUACGUUUUGUUUGUCUGUUUUUUUCUGUAAUUCAGUGUGGUUUAUCAGUUUAUCUGCCUGCACUGGUGUUACAAGUUGCUGAAACACAUUUUUAUAAACUGAGUAUCUGCACUGCUACUCAUAUGAAUGUGCAUCUCCCCUAGAACUUAAUUUCCUUUUUUGUCUCUCACUCUUUCGAUCUCUGGCUCUCCUAGUUCUGUUUACAUGUGACUUAUUGUGAUUAUAGGGAAUCAUAGUAGCAGUCACAGGUGUUGUAUUCGAUAGGGCAGAGAUCUAACUAUUCUCCCUCCUUAAAGUUCUUUAUUUUGAGGUUGUAUUGCACUGAAGCUUUAGAUUCAAACCCAGUUCACAUGGCACAUGGAUGUUCUGUUGCUCCAAGGAGUAAUGGAUGCACUUUUGACUGCAUCUCCCAGCUAUGUCGUCAGUCCAAAUUUAUAUUGAUCAGCUCUAUGGUAAAUAUAUAUAGAGAGAUUGAUAUCGACAAAACGUGUCCUUCGUAAUGUAUGUAUUGAAACUUUCUGUUCGCCUUGUGAUUAAUGUUUGCCCAAUAUCGUACACCGAAUGAAGAUAAAAAUUGAAACUCUAAUGAAAUAUUCUUUGUAUCAUAUUCUGAGUGGAGGACUCUUGUGUAUAACAAGCUCUGAAAUGCUUUUUAAGUCCACGGUUUCACUGAUUAUUUUAAACUGACAAAAUGUGUCUUGUCUACCUAAAUUAGGAUGUCUUGAUAUUGCCAAAAAAAAAUUAAGACAGUAUUCAUUUGUUGCCAUAUCUUUGUUUAAUUUAAUAGUUUACUUUGUUUUAUUUUGCCUUUUGAGUCCUGCCUUUCUUUGCUGUGUCAAGACAGUGCUGUCUUACUGUCUUUAAUCUUAAAAAUCAUUCCCUUUUUUACUCUUUUUCUGUUUUUUGUUGUUGCUUUUACUGGUCACCUGAAUAAUGACUAGAAAUGACAGUGGAGGUUUAUUUUGAUACAGUAUUAAUCAGUUCAAAUGUCUGAAUUAGAAUUUGCAUUGACAUUAUGUCCUGAAUUCAGUUGUCCGAACUACAUAUUCAGGUCUUGGGUUCAGCCAUUUUCUCAGUGUGCUCAGGUUACCUUCACUUUCCAGGAAAAUAGUUGUUUCCCUGUUAAUAUUGUACAACUGCUUGUUGCCAUAUGAUUUUAUUUUUGCAAUUUGAAUCACCGUUGUGCUGAACCAGAAGUGACACUCCUUUGUUACUCAGACGGGUGAGCUGGAAUGAACAAUUUUAAGAAAACAAACAAACAAACAAAAACCAUGGGCUAUUUAGCACCAAACACUACUACUGAUCCCUGUACUGUUUCAGUUUUUGUCCUGUCUUUCCAGCAGUUUUUUACUCUAAAUGUUUGUUCCAGUUUCUGUCACUACAGUCCUUGAUCUUAAUUUUGUUUUGCUCUCUUAAGUAUAAUUUAUACAGAAAGUGUUUUAUAGAUGUAAAUGGAUAUAUUACAUACUGUAUAUUGCAUAAAUAAAUGACAAAUGCUAAAUAAUUGUUGAGACUGACAUUUAACAUUCUAUUGAAUGCCUUACACAAAAACAACAAAAGCUAAAAGGGAAUUGAGUCAACUCUGC